UGGUGCCGCGCGCACCCCUCGCGCAUGGACGCGCUCCGCGUGGCCAUCGCCGCGCCCGAGGGCACGCCCUACAGCGGGGGCCUCUUCAUCUUCGACGUGCGCUUCCCGCCGACCUACCCGUCCGGCCCGCCGAGCGUCCAGCUCCUCACGACGGGCCGCGGCACGGUGCGCUUCAACCCGAAUCUGUACGAGUGCGGCAAGGUCUGCCUCAGCCUGCUGGGCACCUGGGAGGGCCGGGCCGGCGAGACGUGGAACGAGCGCACGAGCACGCUGCUCCAGGUCCUCGUGUCCAUCCAGGCCCUCAUCUUCGUGCCCGACCCCUACUACAACGAGCCGGGCUACGAGCAGCAGAUGGGCACGCCCGCGGGCGACGCCAAGAGCGACCAGUACCGCGCCAACGUCAAGCAGAACACGGUCAAGUGGGCCAUGCUCGACGCGCUCAAGAACCCGGACCCGUCGUUCAAGGACGUCGCCGAGAAGCACUUC
Aureococcus anophagefferens is the source of this 486-nucleotide messenger RNA. RefSeq lists its product as hypothetical. The transcript has a single exon. The annotation marks the transcript as partial. NCBI's taxonomy places the organism in Eukaryota, Pelagophyceae, Pelagomonadales, Pelagomonadaceae. The record is from RefSeq and is a predicted model, not a curated record. Gene Ontology annotation, molecular function: ubiquitin conjugating enzyme activity.